Molecule: messenger RNA, 4501 nt
Organism: Pogona vitticeps (central bearded dragon)
Lineage: Eukaryota; Metazoa; Chordata; Lepidosauria; Squamata; Agamidae
Gene: WWC2
Product: WW and C2 domain containing 2
Biological process (GO): cell migration; negative regulation of organ growth; regulation of hippo signaling
Cellular component (GO): cytoplasm
Molecular function (GO): kinase binding; molecular adaptor activity
Source: RefSeq, a predicted model, not a curated record
CCGUUCGGGGCUGAGCCGUGUGUCUCUCUCUCUCUCCCCCCCCCGCUCGCCCCAAGCUCCAGCCCGCCACCAGCCUCGGACCCCCAACCUAGGCGGCGCCUCGCGUUAGCCUGGACCCCCUGACCUGCUGUGGCCGCAGAAGAGGGGCGGAAGGCGAAGGCCCCAAUUCAGAUAUGGUGGACUGAAAUUCCGGCGAGUUAGCCUGGCGGACUGGGGGAUUUUGCCGCCUCCACCCGGCCAAGGCUCCUAGGAAAGGAGCGCGCGUGUGGGGAGGGGGCUCCGUCUUUCUUUCCCGCUUUCCUCUUUUCGUCCUCGUUUUCCGUCCCCUAUGGAACAGACGCCCCCCGCGCUCGACCAUGCCUAGAAAAGUGGGGAACGGGCAGCUCCCCUUGCCCGAUGGCUGGGAGGAGGCGAGGGAUUACGAUGGGAAAGUCUUCUACAUCGACCACAACACCAAGCAGACCAGCUGGAUCGACCCUAGAGACAGGUUAACAAAGCCAUUAUCCUUUGCAGACUGUGUUGGAGAUGAGCUACCAUGGGGAUGGGAAGCUGCAUACGAUCCUCAGAUUGGUGUCUACUAUAUCGACCACAUAAACCAAACCACACAGAUAGAGGAUCCCAGAAAACAAUGGAGGCAAGAACAAGAGAAAAUGCUAAAAGAUUACCUUACAGUAGCACAAGAUGCACUUAAUACUCAAAAAGAAUUGUACCAUGUGAAAGAACAGAGACUGGCACUUGCCUUAGAUGAAUAUGUGAAGUUGAAUGAUGCUUAUAAGGAGAAAUCUAGCUCUCGAACAAGCUUGUUCUCAAGCUCAUCAUCCAGCACUAAGUAUGAUCCUGAUAUCCUGAAGGCAGAAAUCUCCACUACAAGACUAAGGGUUAAAAAACUAAAGAGGGAACUCUCACAGAUGAAGCAAGAAUUACUGUAUAAGGAGCAAGGCUAUGAAACACUGCAACAAAUUGACCAAAAAAUGUCUGGAGGCCAGAGUGGGUAUGAACUAAGUGAAGCCAAAGCCAUUGUGAAUGAAUUGAAGUCUAUCAGAAAGGCCAUAAUUUCUGGUGAGAAAGAGAAGCAAGAUUUAAUUCAGAGUCUUGCAAAAUUGAGAGAGAGGUUCUUUCUUGACCACACUAUUGACAGAUCAGACACAGAUCUGAGGUGCAGCCCAACAAACUCUCAGCUCUCUCUCUCUAGACAGACUUUGGAAGCAGGAUCUCAGACAGACAUUUCUGGUGAUGCUGGUGUCAGGAACAUGUCCAAUUUAGCGGAGAAGGUCAGACUGAGCCUUCAGUACCAAGAUGCCAAAAGAAGGAUGGCAAACAUAAAGAUUGAACUGUCUAAGAUAGAUAGUGAAGCUUGGCCUGGGGCACUGGAUAUUGAAAAGGAAAAACUGAUGCUGAUUAAUGAAAAGGAAGAACUGCUGAAGGAGCUUCAAUUUGUCACCCCACGUAAACGUACUCAAGAUGAAUUGGAGCAUCUGGAAACAGAAAGAAAAAGACUGGAAGAGGAGCUGUCUGGGAAAAGCAUCCCUAGUGAAGAAUUUACAGAGAGGUUAAAAUUGGAAGAAAAAAAGAAUACAUUAGUUCAAAAGCUUGAAGAGACAAGUAAGGAAACAACUAAGUUGCAUUUGCAGCUGAAAAGUCUCUCCGCCAGUACAUUAUCUGUGUCUUCAGGGAGCAGCUUGGGGUCCCUGGCGUCCAGUCGAGGGUCUCUGAACACAUCCAGUAGGGGAUCACUGAAUUCCCUUAGCUCUACGGAUAUGUACUAUAACCAAGGUGAUCAACCUACAGACUUGGAUUAUCAGUAUAAACUGGAGUUUUUAUUACAAGAAAAAUGUGGUUACAUUCCUUCAGGCCCUAUCACCACAAUUCAUGAAAAUGAAGUAGUCAGUUCCCAUGGGAAAGUGAGAUAUAGUGAUUCUUCUGCCUCUUCGUGUACAAGUCAUGUACCCAAAUUAACUGAACCCCCAAAAUCUGUGGCAUCACUGUCUUCAAGGUCCUCCCUUUCUUCCCUAUCCCCUCCUGGAUCACCUUUGGUUUUAGAAGGAGCAUUCUCAGUGCCUUCACAAAACUCUACAUUGCACCAUCUUACCACAGACUUUGAGGACUGUGAUUUAUCCAAUGACUUUGCCAGCAUUAAUCUUUGUGGCAACCAAAUGCUGUUGGACUCUGAAGCUAGAGUAUCUUCUCAGUCACUUGUGGAUGACAAAGACGUUAAUGAAAACAUUAGCCAGACUGUGUCUCCUUCAAGAAAUACAGGUGUUGACUUGCCAAGAAGAACAGUAAGUCACCUACUUCAGGAGAAGACAGGGGGUGUAUCUGCUGCAGUUUCUGAUGAGUCUGUGGCUGGAGAUAGUGGUGUAUAUGAAGCUUCUGUAAAACAACCAAAUGAUAGUGAAGAUGCUGCAUAUAGUGAAGAUGAUACUACGGUUCUAGAGGCAGCUCAAGUACAGAUAGGUUUGAGGUAUGACACAAAGAGCUCGAGUUUUGUGAUAAUUGUGAUGCAGCUGCAAAAUUUCCAUGCCCUUUCGGUACACCCUGGCUCCAAAGUGUAUUUUAGAGUUGCCGUUCUUCCAUCCUCAGUUGACAUCAGCUGCCUGUUCCGCACAAAAGUCUAUUUUGCCGCUGAGACUCUUUUAUUUAGUGAGAUGUUCAGAGUCACCAUUUCCCAGACAGCUUUGCGUCAGAAAACUUUGAGAGUAGAUGCCUGCACUGUCGGUAAAACGUAUCGGGAAGAAUGUCUAGCUGGAACUCAGAUAAGUCUGGCCGACUUGCCAUUUUCAGACGAGAUGUCUACUUCGUGGUACAACUUACUGGCUUACAAGAAGAUUCCUGAUAGAAAGAAGCAAAAGGAGCAAAAGGAGGGGCUUGUUUUUGUAGCAGACAGUCAGACACCUGGCUCUUUGGACUUGGAUGCUGUGUCAGCUUUACUGGAAAGGACAUCGGCUGAACUGGAAGCAGUAGAACAAGAGCUUGCAGAGGAGGGGGAAGAGGAAGGAAAGGACAUACAGGAUCCACAGAAUGCUGAGGAAGACUGGUUAGGAACUCUGACAGAAGCACCGGCAUCCAGUGAUAUUGUAGCAGAAGAGGACGACAAUUUUGAAAGAGCGCAGGAAAGUGGACGCGCAGAUGGCAAUGAACUCUGCUUAAAUCUAGUAGAGACAGAUGAAGUCAAAGAUGGGGAAGACAGCAAUAGGACAGAUGUGUGUCACAAUGAGCAGACAGUAUCAUCCACACUGGUUGAUAAGGAAACUAAUACAGAAGACAGGACAGAAAAUGUGGCUGUACGACCCAAGGACAGAAACAGCCUGAAGUCUCAACAGCAUCCCUUUGUCAGGAACAGCAUGAUAGUGCGCUCACAAACCUUCUCUCCAGGGGAGCGGAACCAGUACAUCUGUAGGUUGAAUCGAAGUGAUAGUGACAGCUCAACACUGGCCAAAAAGUCUCUGUUUGUGAGAAAUGCCACAGAACGGCGAAGCUUGAGAGUUAAAAGGCCUGCUUGCCAGAUUGGUAUGCGAAGAGCAACACAAGAGCACCCUGUACGCACAUCUCUUGACUUGGAGCUGGAUCUCCAGGCAUCUCGGACCCGACAGAGUCGCCUGAAUGAUGAACUGCAGGCACUCCGCAAUCUUAAACAAAGGCUAGAGGAGAUGAAGGCAAGAAGGGAAACAGAACUUCCUUCAUGUGUGUUAGAGGAUGAAAGAUUCAGAAAGCUCUUGAAACAAGCUGGAAAACAGGCUGAACAAUCAAAGGAAGAAAAGAAAAGGGGCUUAAGUGCAGAGAAACUGAUGAGGAAAGCUUCGAAAGAUGUGUGCCGGUUGCGAGAACAGAGCCAGAAAGUGCCGCUACAGGUGCAGUCGUUCAGGGAGAAGAUUGCAUACUUCACAAGAGCAAAAAUCAGCAUACCAUCCCUACCAGCUGAUGACGUUUAACUAUUUUGAACAAAAUUCUUCUACAGCUUUUUUAAAAUGUCAUUUUUGUAGUUUCAAAGGCUGCUUUAUAUCCAAUCUAGAUAUUCUUUGUAAAAAAAAUAGCUCAAUAUGCUAUGUUCUGAUUUUUUUUCCAUAAUAGCACACACGCAUUGUAAAGGCAAGAAAGAGCCCUACGUGUCCUCCCCUAUCUAAAGCCACACACACUAGGAAACCAAAGUAGAAUCCUUCUGAUACACUGGUCCUAAUUUUGUAUAGUUUGUAAUCAUUGCAGAUAUGCUACUAUUUUGUAAAAAUGGAUUUAAAGAACAAAGGCAAAGUGUGAAUAUCCUGUUGAACAACACUGUGUUGAGAAAUAUUACAUUCAACAGAAAGUUUGUUUCUCUGUUUUUUCACAAGAGCAGACUGUGAAGAUGGCUGUUAGGCCGAGCAAUAUUUUUUUACAAGGUGUUUUUUUUAAAUUUGUCUUUCUGUCUGUUUUGGUAGCUAGCAACAAACACAAGUCUUCUUCAAAACAGCAAGACUGCCUCAUACAAACAGGUGCUGUUUGGUUUUCUGUCGUCUGUUGGACUUUU